AUGUCUGGCAGCACCAUGACCGGCUCCCUCAGGACCGUCGCCAGCGGUGGCACUCUCGCGGCCGUAUUCGCCAGCGGGUCCAACGUCUACCUUCUCUUCGCGACCAUCAAGCCCGACGACUCCUCUGCCACCCUCACUGAUUUCUUCACCAACAACGCCACCGCGACUCUCACCUACGCCAGCCUCAAUGCCCUCACAGGAACCGACAUCGACAUCUCCGGCAACGUCAACAAGGCCAGCAUCAUCCUCGCCCUCGGUACCGGGCCCACCAUCUCUGCUACGAUCCAGGGAUCUCCCGUGAAGGUCAUGACCGCCGUCUCCGGGAAGGGAACCUGGCUGAAGAUCACACCUCAGACCACUGUUCCGACCAACUCCAUCACCGGCUCCGUCUUGUCCCUCGCGGACUACAGUGCCUUCGUUGGCGUAUUCGCAUACACCAGCACUCUGAACCAGCAGGCCAUCCCCACCGUCUACUACUUCACCUCUUCCCUCACUGCCUCGCCGUCCUUCACUGGACCGCCUGGACCGUUCAGCUCCAGCGGUGCUGAGGUCGAUUACAGCAACAUAAACGCCUUGGCGGGACAGCAGAGUCUCAACUCGGACAGCACGCUCACCAUUUCGGCCCUGUCGCUUGGCUUGAGCGACGGGAUCGGUAUUUCCGCGACUGUCGACCGUCAGUUCACGUCGAAGAUCACCCUUAGUGGUGCUGGCAGCUGGUCGGCGUUUACCGUGACGGCUUGA
This is a messenger RNA of Stereum hirsutum FP-91666 SS1, 741 nucleotides long. RefSeq lists its product as uncharacterized. The record is from RefSeq and is a predicted model, not a curated record. The transcript has a single exon. Lineage: Eukaryota; Fungi; Basidiomycota; Agaricomycetes; Russulales; Stereaceae. Bases 1 to 741 code for a protein of 246 amino acids.